Messenger RNA from Pediculus humanus corporis (human body louse), 2979 nucleotides. RefSeq names its product polyA polymerase, putative. Gene Ontology annotation, cellular component: nucleus. Gene Ontology annotation, molecular function: zinc ion binding; DNA binding; NAD+ poly-ADP-ribosyltransferase activity. The record is from RefSeq and is a predicted model, not a curated record. NCBI's taxonomy places the organism in Eukaryota, Metazoa, Arthropoda, Insecta, Psocodea, Pediculidae. Bases 1 to 2979 code for a protein of 992 amino acids. The transcript is spliced from 14 exons.
AUGGAGCCGGAUAAUUUACCAUACCGUGCAGAAUAUGCGAAAAGUGGUCGAGCUUCUUGCAAAGGGUGCAAAGAAAAUAUAGCAAAAGAAAGUCUACGAUUAGCUGUUAUGGUUCAAUCACCUUUUUUUGAUGGGAAACAACCUAAUUGGUAUCAUUUUUCUUGCUUUUUUAAAAAAUUUAGACCCAAAGAUUCUUCUAGUAUUGCACACUUUGAAUCUAUUCGAUGGGACGAUCAAGAAGCCAUUAAAAACAAAAUUGGGAAAACUACUAAAUCAAAAAAAAGAAAUAAACCAAGUCCGAGUAAUAUUCCAGACUUGGGUGAUUACAAAGUUGAAUAUGCCAAAAGUAAAAGAGCUAAAUGUAAAGUUUGCGAAGAAACAAUAAAUAAAGAUGAAAUUCGAAUAUCGAAAAAAGACUACGAAGGAGAAAUCGCUCUAAAAUAUGGUCCUGUAGACAGGUGGCAUCAUGUUGAUUGUUUUGUUAAAGCUAGAGAAGAAUUAGAAUUUUUCAGUUCAGGAGAAGUAUUGCCUGGUUUUAAAACUUUAACCGAAGAAGAUCAAAAUCUAUUAAAAACUAAAAUUCCAGAAUUGAAUAAUCAUUCUUCGAAAGAUGGACCAUCACCUCCGAAAAAAUUAAAAGAAGAUGUGAAUGAUGAAUUUAAAAAAAAAUUAAAAAAACAAAAUGAUUUAAUUUUUAAAUAUCAUGAUUUACUUAAACCUCUUAAAAAACCUGAAUUGCAGUUACUUUUAGAAUUUAACAAUCAAGAAAUUCCUGAAGGGCCAACAAGAAUGAUAGAAAGACUCACUGAUGGAAUGGCUUUUGGAGCUCUGAAAAAAUGUGAAAAGUGUAAAGGACAGUUAAAUUUUACAUCUGGAAAAGGUUACACUUGUACAGGAUAUAGUAAUGAAUGGUUAAAAUGUGAAGCGGUUAAUACUAAACCAUCGAGAGUUCCUUUCAAAGUACCUAAUGAACUUAAAGAAAAAUAUACUUUUCUUAACAAAUUCAAGGGAAAAGUUUUAGAAAGGUUAUUUAACGAAUCACCAAAAAAAGAUGAACCAUUAUCGAGUGAUGAAAAUUUGUCAAAAACGCCAUUGAAAACAUUUAAAUUUUUUAUUCAUAAAACUCAUGAAAAAAAUUCAGAUAAAAUUAAAAAGUUAAUUUCAGAGCUUGGUGGAGAAAUUACAAAAAAAUUCGAAAAGGAUUUAACUGCUGUUAUUUCCACGUCAAAUGAAUUAAAAAAUAUGAAAAACUCGAAAACUUUGAACUCGGCUCAAAAAGCUGAAAUUCCUGUCGUAUCUGAUAAAUUUUUUGACGACAUAAAUAGUUGUACUUCGAAAAAAGAAUUUGUGCAAAAAAUUAACGAAAAUAAAAUUUCUCCUUGGAAUUUCGACCCUUCUAAAAUAACAAUCGUGGAAGAAGAUGAUAAGAUUGUUGUAACAAAAAAAUCCGUGUAUCCAGCCAAAGAAUCUCGGGUAAAUAAAUCAAAAAUGUUCAAAUCGAACGAAUCCGUUAAAAAAGUGACCGUUAAAGAUGGAUUAGCUGUAGAUCCAGAUUCAAAACUGGAACAAAUUGCUCACGUUUAUCGUAAAGGAAAUGACAUAUACAAUUUCGUGUUGAGUUUGGUGGAUGUACAAAGUGAUAAAAACAGUUAUUAUAAAAUGCAAAUACUCGAAAGUGAUAAGAAAAAAAAAUAUUGGGUAUUUAGAGCUUGGGGCCGCAUCGGUACCACAAUCGGUGGUAACAAAUGCGAAGAAUAUGAAACGUUAGAAGACUGCAUUGAUUUAUUUAAGGAAACGUUUGAAGAACAAACGGGAAAUAAAUGGGAAAAAAGGAAAAAAUUUAAAAAAGUACCGGGUAAAAAAAUCAUGCUCGACAUUGAGCAUUACAACGAGGAAAAAGAAAAGGACAAAUUAAAACCCAAAUUAGAUUCGAAAACCCUGUCGAAAUCAGUACAAAAUUUAAUAACUCUCAUAUUCGACAUAGAGGCCAUGAAGAGAACCAUGUUGGAAUUCGAAUUGGAUUUAAAUAAAAUGCCGUUGGGAAAAUUAAGUCAGAAACAAAUUCGAAAAGCUUUUGAAAUUCUCACGACUUUACAAAAUUUAAUUAAAAAAAAUUCCGAACGAAGUCAUUACAUUGAAAAAACCAACAUGUUUUAUUCUCUCGUUCCACACGAUUUUGGAAUCGGUUCCCCUCCUCUCCUGGACAAUAACGAAAUAAUUAAGCAAAAAAUCGAAAUGUUGAAUAGUUUGCUGGACAUUGAAAUUGCUUAUAGACUCUUGCAAGAAUGCGAAGGUUCUGGAAAUUCGAUAGACGAUCAUUACGGUAAAUUAAACGCGGAAAUAAUCGAUCUGGAUCCGGAAACGGAUGAAUAUAAAACCAUCGAAAUUUACGUUAAAAACACUCACGCUAAAACGCAUACGAAUUAUUCACUUGAAAUUGAAAACGUAUUCAAAAUUGAAAGAAAAGGUGAAAGUGAAAGAUAUGAGAAAAAUAGUAAAAUGUCAAAUCGAAAACUUUUAUGGCACGGUUCUAGAAUAACAAAUUUCGCUGGAAUUUUAUCACAGGGUUUGCGUAUUGCUCCACCCGAAGCUCCCGUUACGGGUUACAUGUUUGGUAAGGGUAUUUAUUUUGCGGAUAUGGUUUCAAAAUCUGCCAAUUAUUGUAACACGAGUAAAAAAAAUUGCACGGGUCUUUUAUUACUUUGCGAAGUGGCAUUAGGUAAAAUGUUGGAAUUGACUCAAGCCAAAAACAUUGUGAAACUUCCAUCGGGUAAAAACAGCGUGAAAGGCGUGGGUAGGACACAACCCGAUCCGACGGAGGUAAUCAUAUCACCGACGGGUGUCGAAGUACCCGUGGGAAAAGGAGUCGAUGCCGACGUUAAGGAUUCGGCUUUGUUGUACAACGAAUACAUCGUUUACGACGUCAGCCAAGUUAAAAUUCAAUAUUUGCUCCGUAUGAAAUUCAAUUAUAAAAUAUGA